AUGGACAACAGCAAGGCUGGCAUAUACGAGACAAGCACGAUCACCGGUGACAAUGAGGCCCAGUUACCGACAGGCUCCAAGGCUGCAAUUCAGGAGGCUGAGGACAUCAGCACUGGGACCAACAGGCGACUGAGACUGAGGGCCGAUGCUCUAGUACUGCCGCUGCUCACCAUGGCAUCUGUCAUCGCAUUGCUGGACAAGGCAUGUAUACGUUUCAGCACUAAUGCCCUCGGAUUCGCCGCCAUCUUCGGCAUGAAGGAUGACGCUAACCUUCGAGGCCAACAGUACAGUUGGCUGGGUUCCAUUGUGUACUUCGGCUACAUGAUUGCCCAAUUCCCUCUGGGAUGGAUCCUGGUCAAGGUGCCGCUAGCCAAGCUUCUGGGAAGCAUCGUGAUGAUCUGGGGCGUCCUGGUGUGCUCCAUCGUGGCCUGCAACAGUUUUGCCUCGCUUGCUGCCAUCCGUUUCCUUCUCGGAUUCUUCGAGGCUGGCGUGGUACCAACCAACAUGAUCUUCAUGAGUCUCUGGUAUCGUCGCGAGGAGCAGCCUCUGCGGACAGCCAUCUGGUACAAUACCCUGGCUGGCGUGCUGGGUGGCAUCUUUGCCUUUGCCAUCGGUCGCCUGGAUAGCAGGUACCCUACGUGGAAGCUGAUAUUCCUCAUAUACGGUUCCGUCAGCCUGGUGCUGGGUGUUGCCAUUCUUCUGGUCCUGCCGGAUCAUCCUUCUCGAGCGUGGUUCUACAACGCCGACGACAAGAAGAACAUGGUCAUCCGCAUCAGUGCGAACCAGACAGGUAACAGGGCCAACAACAGGUUUGAGUGGAAGCAGGUCGUCGAAGCCGUGGUCGAUCUCCGCUUUUUCGUCUUGGCUAUCUAUGCUCUUGCCUGGGGCAUCGUCAACGCCGGAAUCACAAACUUCAAUCCCCUCAUCAUCUCAGGUUUUGGAUAUUCUGCGGAAAAGACAUCUCUACUGGCGUCGCCCCAAGCGGCGGUAGCGACCUUCUUCCCAAUUGUCUCGUCAAUUGUCGCUGACUUUGUCCUCAAUAUCCGCUGCUUGAUAUGGGUUCUCUCCACCCUGCCAGGAAUCAUUGGCGCUGUCCUCAUUCGCACUCUCGACCCAGUUUCACAGCGCGGCGGUGCACUCGCAGGUGUUUACUUGUUGGGUUUCUACAAUGUAUCUUGGGUCAUGGCCAUGUCCCUCGUUAUCUCGAAUAACGCCGGUGCCACCAAGAGAUCAUUUGCAUCUACGUCCAUGUCUAUGCUCUACGCCGUGGGUAACAUAAUCGGGCCUCAGCUCUUCCUUGACAGUCAGGCGCCCCAUUAUCCCCUUGGUCUCUACGCUAUGAUGACAGCAUUUGCUGUGCAGACUGUUUGUGGCAUAGCAUAUUUCCUCCUAUGCUUCAUUGAAAAUAAGAGGAGGGAUAGCAAAUAUGGCAAGGUGGAAACCCAGACAUUCACCAGACUUGAGACUGCUCAGAACGAUUUGACAGACGGCGAGAACAAGGCUUUCCGGUAUUGUUUGUAA
This is a messenger RNA of Geosmithia morbida, 1521 nucleotides long. Its product is annotated as Major Facilitator Superfamily. The record is from RefSeq and is a predicted model, not a curated record. Bases 1 to 1521 code for a protein of 506 amino acids. Gene Ontology annotation, cellular component: membrane. Gene Ontology annotation, molecular function: transmembrane transporter activity. The transcript has 4 exons. Gene Ontology annotation, biological process: transmembrane transport. NCBI's taxonomy places the organism in Eukaryota, Fungi, Ascomycota, Sordariomycetes, Hypocreales, Bionectriaceae.